GUUUGAGUGGCGAAAAUAGUAUUGGUCGAACUUUGGUAGUCAAAACAGUGGGUGACUACCAGCGGGCAGCAGAUGAUGAUAAUGAUGAUGAUGAGGGAGACCAAGAAAAUAUGUUCCAGGUUAGCUCACAAUUUUUUGCUCUCAGAGACAAAAACAACAGCAACAAACCAACAUCCCUAGCUAGCUAGCUACUACUACUACUAGUAACAAGAUGAUCCCCACAAUGAUUCUCAUCCCCUGCGAUUCCUGCUCUUCGCAUGUGACCACACUCAAAAGCCAACAGUGCAACCAGCAACCAGAAGACUGCCGCAAUGCUCGGUGGGAAUGCCAAGACACAACCGAGAAUGUGCCUGCUUGCCCCAUGCGCAGAGGCUCUAUGCUUCCUCCCAUGAAAAAGCCCACCAUGGAGGCUCCAUUGUCACUCCCCGGACCUCCCAUUACGGAAUUGGUGCGAUCCUCCAGUACCGGAAGCUACGACUCUUUGCCUCGCCGCCCCCUUCGCCAAGGCAGCUACCGUUCCAAGUCGCGAUGGUCUUCGGCUAUCUAGUCUAAUGCAUCAAAGAUGCAAGCAAGAAUGGCUAUGUGAAGCUAUAUGUAAAUACACUACCUCCAAAUCAAAUCAAAUCAAAUCAUAACUUAGAACAACCAAUUAGAAUUCAAUCAUUCAAUAGCUAUCAGUCAUCAGUCU
Seminavis robusta is the source of this 688-nucleotide messenger RNA. NCBI's taxonomy places the organism in Eukaryota, Bacillariophyta, Bacillariophyceae, Naviculales, Naviculaceae. The record is from the annotation of a GenBank genome assembly.